Molecule: messenger RNA, 975 nt
Organism: Capronia epimyces CBS 606.96
Lineage: Eukaryota; Fungi; Ascomycota; Eurotiomycetes; Chaetothyriales; Herpotrichiellaceae
Exons: 3
Coding region: 1-975 (324 amino acids)
Molecular function (GO): oxidoreductase activity, acting on the CH-OH group of donors, NAD or NADP as acceptor
Source: RefSeq, a predicted model, not a curated record
AUGCCAGUCGGUCCACCCAAAGUCCACUCAGACAUUUACCCGUUUUUAGCACCAGGGAAUUUCGAAAAUGCACACGCGGGAAAGCUUGUGCUCGUCACUGGAGCUGGAGGAGACAUUGCACAGCAGAUCGCAAAACAUUUCGCCCUGGCUGGUGCCGCUCUUGCGGUGACAGAUAUCUCGCUUGAGAAGCUAGAGUCGACAGUUGGCUUAUGCCGGGCGCUGGGAGCGAAGGUGGCUCCGUUUGCGUGUAACAUCAGCAACGAAUCGGACGUGCAAGGAUUGGUCAAGGCUGUGAAGGCGUCACUCGGAGAUAUUGAUAUCCUUGUCAAUGCUGCCGGUGUCUGCACUUCCAAACCCAUUCUCCUCGAUUCAUUCGCUUCCAUCUGGCGCGAGGUGGAGAUCAACCUCGGAGGAGUGCUUCUUACGACGCUCAACGUGCUUCCCGGAAUGAGAGCUCGUGGCCGUGGCUGCAUCAUCAAUGUUGCCUCGCGAGCCGGGACUGUGACCGUGCCUUACCUGGCUGGCUACUCCAUUUCCAAGGCCAGUGUAAUCAAAGCAACCGAGAGCAUCCAGAAAGAUCUCGACGCGGACGGCCUAGGAGACAAAAUCCAGCUAUAUUGCUGUCACCCAGGUGCCGUUUUGACCGGCAUGUCCAAACGAACCAUGGAUCCGGUGGUGGCGGAGGAGUAUCCGCAUCUGGCAACCGAUCGACCCAAAUGGCUCAAGAACUUCCGAACGUCAGUCGACCUAUGUGCGGCCGUCUGUGUAUUUCUCGCCACGGGGAGAGUCAAAGAUUCCUUGAGGGGCAGAUAUAUUGACUGCGAGCAUGACCUGGAAGCGUUCCUCAGCCCCGAAGCUGCCGCGGAGAUCGGCAAGAACAACCUGCAUAUCCUCAAGGUCGACUUCUUAUGGGGUCUGCCGAAUGAUGGAGGUACAUCUGCAGGGGCAUUCCGCUUCGAUGUCGAUGGUGAGUGA